CUGCGGAAGGGUGUUGCGUGUGUUUUCUGUCAGUUCUCUUAAACUCUUCGUUUUGCAUUGACCAGUUUAACCAGCAGAGAGGAGCGUCUCUGCAGCUGAGCUGGGAUGGCAGAGAGGAGCGGUGCUCCGGCGGCCCGGGCGGUGCUGCAGCAGUGUCUGCAGGCCGGGCUGCAGGUUCAACCGGCGGAGGAGCUCUCAGAGGCUCAGGCCGUCCAGAUCGACAGAGGAAUGGUGAUUUAUAUCUGCUUCUUUAAAGGAGCAACGGACGACAUCCUGCCCAAGAUGGUGUCCACGCUGCUGAGCCUCCGUCUGUGCGAGUCCGACUCGGGGAAGAUGGUUUCGGUGUCGGAGCUCCCCGGCAGCCUGCUGAUCGUCCCUCAGGCCACGCUGGGCGGGAAGGCCAAAGGUCGAGGCAUGCAGUACCACAACAACAUCGGCAAAGAGGACGGGCUGCGGCUCUACGGCGCCUUCGUCUCUCUGUGUGAGGAGGAGCUGAAGGCGGCUUCUUCUUCUGCUGAAGUGACGGUGAAACACGGGACGUACGGAAACAGACAGGUGCUGAAGCUCGACACCAACGGACCGUACACACAUCUGAUGGAGUUCUGAGGAAGGAAGCUCUGCUGCUGUCACCAUGGAGAUCAAGAAGGUCUCUUUAUUGAUGUCUAAAUAUCUCCCAACAAAACCACAGUCUCUAACGUUCUGUAUUGAUAUUUGAUUUAUGGAUUUGUGAUAUAAAAACAUACAAAAUUA
Molecule: messenger RNA, 750 nt
Organism: Anoplopoma fimbria (sablefish)
Lineage: Eukaryota; Metazoa; Chordata; Actinopteri; Perciformes; Anoplopomatidae
Product: D-aminoacyl-tRNA deacylase 2-like
Exons: 3
Coding region: 106-606 (166 amino acids)
Biological process (GO): tRNA metabolic process
Cellular component (GO): cytoplasm
Molecular function (GO): D-tyrosyl-tRNA(Tyr) deacylase activity
Source: RefSeq, a predicted model, not a curated record